This is a messenger RNA of Poecilia latipinna (sailfin molly), 3160 nucleotides long. RefSeq names its product betacellulin, epidermal growth factor family member (gene btc). Gene Ontology annotation, molecular function: growth factor activity; epidermal growth factor receptor binding. The transcript has 5 exons. Gene Ontology annotation, biological process: positive regulation of cell population proliferation; epidermal growth factor receptor signaling pathway; positive regulation of mitotic nuclear division. The record is from RefSeq and is a predicted model, not a curated record. The coding region runs from base 1633 to 2160 and encodes 175 amino acids. Lineage: Eukaryota; Metazoa; Chordata; Actinopteri; Cyprinodontiformes; Poeciliidae.
GCUAAUAGUUUGUGAACUUAAGCUUGAACAUUCAUGGGUUAUGCAACCAGAAGUUCAUCACCGAACGUCUUGAAAAAAGUCAAAAUGAAGGUGAUGCGUUUUCUAGUCAAAGUACUGACUUAAAUUUGACUGUGACCUUAGUAGGUCAUUAACGCUCAAAAAUCCUCCAACAUGGCUGAGCUAUUCCUCCCACUAUAUAUGAUCUGUUGUUUCAAAUGCUUGAUGGCAGUGAAGUUGCAAAGCCAGUUAUAUCAGGAUUGGAAGGCUAUUAGUUUUCACAUAUGUAACUCAGUAACUUUUAUCCACUUAAUAAAUUAAAUAACUGGAAAGCUAAAGUUUGCGAUUUCUAAAGUAACCAUUUUCUGUUAUUAAAAUAUGCCUGGUGAUCUGAAACAUUUAGUUGUGGCUGAAAAGAAAAAAAAGAAGAAAAGACCAAACCUUAUUUUAUAAGACUGUUAGUAAUUCAAUUUAAGGAAAUGUUGCAUUUUUAAUAAAAACAUUUUUUUUUAGUUUUUAUUGUUACAGUUGUACAUUUCCCAACUUGUUCUCUGUUGAAAGUGUUAAACGAUGCCAUCUGGUGGUUAAAUAUAUACAAUGACAUAAUGGUCACGUCGUGUUUCUGCAGAGUAAUCCAAUCAUUUAGAGAUGAAUCAUCUAUUCAUGCAUCACCAAAGUAACUCAAACAUAUAUUUUUUUGUUAAUAUAGCAAUAAUAAAGAGAAUAAAUACAAUGAUUUAUUUGAUGUAACUCAUGAUUGUAACAUAUUUUUUGUCCAAAUACAUAUGAAGCUGCAUUAACCCCUUAACAGUCACAUAAAAAAAAGUGCAAGCCAUGAGGACACGCACGUAUCCUCAUGAUAGUUAAGGGGUUUUAAUGUUGAAGAGCAUGUUCUACAGCUUCAGAUAAAGAAGGAAAAUAUACCUUUCCAUUCAUAGCCUCUGGGAUAUAAUCCUCUCCUCACUCCGUUUAAUCUGUGGUGGAGUCGGCCUCAAACAACAAAAAGCCCCAACAUUGCAACAAUCUGUUGAAAAGUCUCAUUUUGCCCUCCUACAUCUUUUCUCUCUUUUUGUUUAUUGCAUUCUGUUAGUUUAGUUAGCAUGCACAGCUCUAACACACAAUGCAACAAAAAGUAUAUAAAUAGAGUCUCAAGUGCUUCUGUGGUAAGCAGGUUGCCUUUACAGCUGCUCCACCUAUCGUUUCAUUCCAACAAGGUCAGGUAUUCAAAGGACUUGUUUUUUAGAAAAGGAAACAACCUGAACACACUGAAUAGCUUUGUCUUCUCCUUUAAAGGUGUGGGCGGAGAGUAGAGUGCAGAGUUAAGUUUCACUGACACCUCCCUCUCUAGACUCACAAACUGCAGAAGAUCAGUCUUGUUGCAGUCCUGAGUGGUGCUCUCGGCUGGGAUCUUAGUGCGUAUGUUGUUGUAUUUUUUUUUCUCCCCCGACUCUUGUGGAUGUGGCUGCCAUCAAUGACGAACCACAACAGGACACUCUGGGAAACUUCUGCGACAGGUCUAUUCCCUCUCCAAAAGUCACUGACCGCUGAAAAGGAUUUAAGCCACUUGGACUUCUCUUUCCCUCAUAUGUCUGUGAAUUUUCAUAAAUCAAAUAAGAAUUUCCAUCAAGUGUGGAGAUGGCAAAGUUGCACAGACUCUAUGUAGUUCUACUAACAGCUCUAGCACUGUGGAAACGUUGUCUGGCAGAAUGGAACGCCACCGACGGGUCCUCCAACCAAACCGCAUCCGUCUGUCAAGACAACUGUACAGCAGAGAAAGAUACAGAACAAUCGAAUGGCCACUUCUCAGAAUGUCCUGAGGAGCUGCUUUAUUACUGCAUCCACGGAGAGUGUCGUUACAUUAAGGAACAAAAGGCAACAUCCUGCAGGUGUUACGUCAAUUACCACGGUCACAGGUGUGAAUAUGUGACGUUGGACCUGCAAAUUGGUCGCAGAGAACAAAUCAUAAUAGGCUGCGCCAUUGCAGUGCUUCUGCUGUUGAUGAUCCUCGUUAUUUCCAUCUGCAUCUGUUCACAUCGCAGGUGCAGAUUGUGGGGACGGAGGAGAAGACAGACGGAGGAGCUGAGAAACGGAACAGGGAAACGCAUCAUGCCGGACUCGAGUCCAUCACACUCAACAGAGCUGACACCUAUCAACUCAGUAUGAAGACUCUGUCAGAGACGCCUUUAGGCAUCACAUGUUUACGCACGGGGUCGCUUCUGGCUGCAGGCUCACAGUAAAUGCAGGAGGCCUCUGGUGGACCCUGGUCAGCAUCGAGGCCGACGAGGAACACCGCUUCACAGAAAAAUAUGUCAACCUGUGACAGAAGCUCAGAAGCUUCCUCUUGUCCUUCUGGAGACCUGCUGUGUUUGGAACAUUAAACAGGCUUUUGGAAACAAACAAACAAACAAACAAACAAAAAACCAAGAAGAAGAUGCCCUCCUGGAUUUAUGAUAAAUAUGAACUGGGGAAGAGUGUUCAGCUGCCUGGGUGCUGGAAAGGAGGCUUUUGUUUUAAAAGUUGUGGAGCAACAGACAUGGCCUUUCGCCGAGUGCUGCUGACCACGCAGCACUAAAUAAAUUGUUGCUAUGUUGGAAAAAGCUGCGAAGCCAGCUGGCAGCCAAUGGUAACACUCCGUCAGGUUGGCAUCUACACUGUGAGAUGAGAGGAAAGCUACUGUCCUUUUAGGGAAACUGAGCUACAGAGAUCAACCUUUAUACAGAUUGUAACACAGCUGCAGCAGCAGGCUUGUUUACUGCUUGACUAGCUUUUAUGUGCCACAUAAUGAUCAGUUAUCACUUUCAACUUAUCACUGCAGAGCCACGUCUCCACGUAUGAUCGCAGACGAUAUUGUUACUCGUGUGCAUGACCAAAUUCAAGAAGAGGCCCGUUAAGGUCGGAGCUACGUUAACCACACGGUUCAAAAAGGACAAGCAGAUCUUGUGCUGGAGGCCCUUUUUUUUUAUCUGUAUGUUUAGAGCUGAGCAGCCUGGAGGCUACAGAACAGAACAGCUGAGUCUGUGUGCGAGGGCUGACAGAGCUGCUCUGUUUCACAGCUGCCAAACUUUCACUGAGAUUUCAGAAUGUAACCAUGUAGUCAUAAACUCAGACUCAGAUAAAUCUGGCUCUGAGUUUUAUAUCCAUAAACAUGCUGUUGCUUACUUUA